Molecule: messenger RNA, 360 nt
Organism: Protopolystoma xenopodis
Lineage: Eukaryota; Metazoa; Platyhelminthes; Monogenea; Polystomatidea; Polystomatidae
Source: the annotation of a GenBank genome assembly
AUGCCUCAUCAUCAGACUCGGCCCGACUUGGAAUCACGAACUUCCAUUCAGCCUGAAGACUGGGACUGCUGUUCCCAAAGUCCAGAAGAGAUUCUGAAGUUGGACGAUUUAUCUGCCGUCUCAAUAGAAGCCAAGUCUAUUUCCAACCAAAACAAGUAUCUCUCAUUAGGUCUAUCAGAUGCAGUAUCAAGACAUUGCGGCAAAGAAUCACGAUACUUUAUAGGCGAGGAAAUUAAACAGUGCUCGGCAAUCGGUCUUCAACAUUGCAGUUUGUCCAUUAACACCAAAAUGGUAUCUUUUGUUGGAGUCGUCUCUAUAGUCGCUCAAAGCAUAAGGCUUUGUUUUGCCUCUCCUCAAUAG